AUGGACCAUCCCUCAGAUGAAAUUCGCGUGCAACAUUUGGAUCAUGUUGAAUGGGUUCCUAUAUUGUCACACGACACUGUCAUAAACGUUGACCCUUUAUUGUCAUCGACGCCGAAACAGCCUUCAUACACGCCUCAGUUCUCGUCUUUUCAAAGCUCAGCCAUUCUGAGGCGCCUCAACGACAUUUCUCAAUUGCCAGCCAGUCAGAGUUUCGGAGAAAUGGACACUGCAAAUCUGAAAGGCACGCUGUCGAUACCUACACCAACGAAGCAGGACCAAUCGAUAACAGCAGGCUCAUCCAACAGCGGCGCGAAAAGGAAGCGAGAUGAAUCUUCCAACAAGGUCGAUUUUACCAAAAGCACUAUUCCGUUCACCUGGAAGGCCCCCUCGCCUAUUCAGCAAGCAGCCGUCCAAAUUCCAUCAACAGAACAGGAAGCUCGCUGUUCCAAGUGUAAUGGCACUAGCCAAGUCGGUUCUUUGAUUACUUGUAUUAGUUGUCUCACACAUUGGCAUCAGAAAUGUCACUCGCCUGUCAUCGGUGAUGGGACCACAAUUCCAUCGAACUUCACCUGUGCAUCGUGUACUACGGGUCGAGAACAAACAACCAAGCUAAGAGGCAAGGUCAGUCAGCAGCGGCAACAGGAAAUCGAUCGUCUUCGUCAAAAGCAACUAUCGUCUCUCCCUAGAGGGGUCGUUCCUGCAAAGCCUCAUCUGGUAGGUUUCGGUGUUGGCCAGGCGCCACACAAUUCACGGGUUGAGUACUUUGAGACUAUGCCAAAAACAGAUAUGCUUAAUGUAUUGUCGUUCUGUGAUCAACUGAAACCUAAUCUUCUGGUUGACGUUCUUAUUUCCGUCUCAAAACGACACCCUGACCUACCAAUGUUUGACUCGCCCGACUGGGAGAGUCAAUUGCUGAACCCUUCUCGGCCUGUCAAGGCAUCAAAACACGAUGACAAGCCCCGACACGGCCAUGUGCUCCUCAACAAAGCGGCGAAGCAUAAGCAAAAGACCACUAAGAAGAUCCUGAAACGCACUCGUGUCAUUGAGGUCAUUACAAGUGCUCCUGAAGAAGACAACGUGAAUGUCCUGCCACCCACUUGGACAAGGGCUGGCGAGGGGCUGUACUCCAAACUACUGCCCGAGACAGAAGACAGAUCAAUUCUCGUGGACGACAACGAUGAAGAGUCGUUCAGCCACUUUUUGGUAGAUGGGGCUGGGCGUCAGAUUAUGGAGCCUGUGGGUGUUUAA
Fusarium pseudograminearum CS3096 is the source of this 1248-nucleotide messenger RNA. RefSeq lists its product as uncharacterized. Lineage: Eukaryota; Fungi; Ascomycota; Sordariomycetes; Hypocreales; Nectriaceae. Bases 1 to 1248 code for a protein of 415 amino acids. The transcript is spliced from 2 exons. The record is from RefSeq and is a predicted model, not a curated record.